Messenger RNA from Symbiodinium pilosum, 182 nucleotides. NCBI's taxonomy places the organism in Eukaryota, Dinophyceae, Suessiales, Symbiodiniaceae. The record is from the annotation of a GenBank genome assembly.
AUCACUCGGAGUUGGGUUUGCUUCAGUCUGUGGUCCAGCGCAUGGGCGCGCUCGAGCGGCAGUCGCGCACAAAGGGGACCAGAGAGAUCACACCAGAGGCAACACUCACUGUGCCAACGGAGUGGCUAAAGUUGGUGGAGCUAAAGGAGACUGCUCAGCCGCACUCCAAGUUCCUCUUGCUG